Messenger RNA from Centropristis striata (black sea bass), 622 nucleotides. It is a transcript of the gene rps15, whose product is annotated as ribosomal protein S15. Gene Ontology annotation, biological process: ribosomal small subunit assembly; translation. Gene Ontology annotation, molecular function: RNA binding; structural constituent of ribosome. Bases 137 to 574 code for a protein of 145 amino acids. Gene Ontology annotation, cellular component: ribosome; cytosolic small ribosomal subunit. The transcript is spliced from 4 exons. The record is from RefSeq and is a predicted model, not a curated record. NCBI's taxonomy places the organism in Eukaryota, Metazoa, Chordata, Actinopteri, Perciformes, Serranidae.
ACCACCUGGUGUUCACAGCCGGGACUGCCACCCAGCGUUGCCACCGGAAAACACCACCGGAUGUUUGCCCCAAAUCGCGCGAUAUGAGGCCUUGCGAGAUUUCCGCCCGUUCUUUCCUCCCGUAACUUCAGGCAAGAUGGCGGAUACCGAGAUCAAGAAGAAGCGUACCUUCAGGAAGUUCACCUACAGAGGUGUGGACCUGGACCAGCUUCUGGACAUGUCCUAUGAGCAGCUGAUGCAGCUGUACUGCGCCCGCCAGAGGAGGAGGCUGAACCGUGGCCUGCGCCGCAAGCAGCAGUCCCUCCUGAAGCGUCUGCGCAAAGCAAAGAAAGAGGCUCCCCCCAUGGAGAAACCAGAGGUGGUGAAGACCCACCUCAGGGACAUGGUCAUCCUGCCUGAGAUGGUCGGGUCCAUGGUUGGAGUGUACAACGGCAAGACUUUCAACCAGGUUGAAAUCAAGCCUGAGAUGUGCGGCCACUACCUGGGCGAGUUCUCCAUCACCUACAAGCCAGUCAAACACGGUCGCCCUGGUAUUGGAGCCACACACUCUUCUCGGUUCAUCCCUCUGAAGUAGAAUGGCUAUAUUAUUUGUAUAAAUAAAAAAAACUGGUCGCUCCAAAAA